Messenger RNA from Neopelma chrysocephalum (saffron-crested tyrant-manakin), 287 nucleotides. Its product is annotated as DLA class II histocompatibility antigen, DR-1 beta chain-like. The record is from RefSeq and is a predicted model, not a curated record. Gene Ontology annotation, cellular component: MHC class II protein complex; membrane. Gene Ontology annotation, molecular function: MHC class II protein complex binding. Gene Ontology annotation, biological process: immunoglobulin production involved in immunoglobulin-mediated immune response; antigen processing and presentation of exogenous peptide antigen via MHC class II; peptide antigen assembly with MHC class II protein complex. The transcript has 2 exons. The annotation marks the transcript as partial. Lineage: Eukaryota; Metazoa; Chordata; Aves; Passeriformes; Pipridae.
GGGUGUUCCAGGAGAUGGUAAAGCACGAGUGUUACUUCAUCAACGGCACCGAGCGGGUGAGGUACGUGAGCAGGUACAUCUACAACCGGGAGCAGUUUGUGCACUUCGACAGUGAUGUGGGGGUCUACGUGGGGGACACCCCGGAUGGGGAGAUCCAGGCCAGGUGCUGGAACAGGAACCCAGAAGAGAUGGAGUACAGACGGUCUCAGGUGGACACGUUCUGCCGGGACUGGUACGACAGCCCGUUCCUGGUGAACCGCAGAGUGCCCCCCAGCGUGUCCAUCUCG